This is a messenger RNA of Guillardia theta CCMP2712, 747 nucleotides long. RefSeq lists its product as hypothetical. The coding region runs from base 1 to 747 and encodes 248 amino acids. Lineage: Eukaryota; Cryptophyceae; Pyrenomonadales; Geminigeraceae. The record is from RefSeq and is a predicted model, not a curated record. The transcript has a single exon.
AUGGGAGAGGUCGAGGACGAGGAGUGGUCGAUGGUGAAGUGGAACGAGCUGAUGGUGUGGACACUGCUGGCGGUGGUCAACUUCUUCCAGCAGGUCGGAUUCUUCUUCAUCCUCAUGCUCUCGGGCCCGGGUUUCUCCAACGACAACCUACCCUUCUGCGACAGCCUGAGGUUCAUAAGCAACAACCUCGCCGACAUGCCCGGCAUCGCCUCCUACCUCGUCGUCAUAUGGAUCAUGCAGUGGUUCAUACUCGGCAUCGUCAGCUGCCAGAAGACGCCGCUGGUGAACCGCGACGUGAGCAAGGUGCUCGCCUCCAUCAGCUACAUCGGCGUCUUCUGCGUGGUCCUCUACAACCAGGGGUCGGACAGGGAGGACCUCCAUCUCCUCGGGGCGGUGAUCAUGAUCCUGCCCGUCCUCAUAGCGCAGUUCCUCAUCGCCACGGAGGCCUUCACAAGGGCCAGCAAGGACGGCCACUCAAACCCACACACGGUAGCCCCCACGCUGUCCCUCGUCACCAUGUCGAUCAUCUCCAUGACGACCAUCAUGGGGCUGCUCUACUGCUUCCUCUACCUCCUCAACAGGGGAGGGUUCGCCUCCGUCUGCAUGUCCGCGGUGGUCAUACUCGAGUACGUCGUCUACUUCAUGCUCGUCAUCAACAACCUGCUCGUCUACUUCGACUUCACCGCCAUGCACGCCUACAGCAAGCUGAACCCCAAGGCACCGAGGUACACAGAGGACAGCACAUAG